AUGCCCGAAGAAGAGAUUCCACUGGACGAUGGUCAUCGUCCUGCAUCGUCGUCUUCGUCCGGACCACGUUCGAGGCAGCCUUCGAUCGGUGACACACACGACGUUAACGGAGGCGAUGGUGGUGGCGGUGGACAUUUUGUGGCAAUACGCAACAUGUUAAAUGCAUCGAGGAACCGUCCGGUGGCCCGGAUAGCUCCACUGGAACCGUCCUUUGUACCGGCUCCCCAGCGUUACUAUCCGAUCGUCAUACCAGCAGAGCCCACGAUCGAGGAGUUGCUGCGCCAUGCAGCGGGAACACAAGAUUUAUCAACCGUAACCGAAAUCAAGCUGAAGGUCAUUUCCCACCUGACGAGUCUGCAACGAAUACCGUGCUUUAUACCCCACCUGCGCUCUCUCAUCCUGGAAGGGAGCAUAGUGCUGACGUUACGUGAUCUGGGCUGCGAUAUGACCUCACUACGCUAUCUGAACGUGUCUCGGUGUAGCCUGAAGCAUCUGGACGGUACCACCGGUCUCGAAUCGCUGGAGGAGCUCGUGGCCGAUUACAAUCUGAUUGAGGAAGUUGGUCCGUGCACCAAUCUGAUCAACAUUAAGAAAAUCAGCCUCAAAGGGUACGUUCUAGGUUGGUUAAACGUGUCACUUUCCCCGACUUGCCUUCUAUAUUGUACUUCCAGGAACCGGAUAACGGAUCUCGGUAGCGUUACCUUUCUGGCCCUUUGCGAAAAGCUCGAGACGCUGGACCUGCGAGAGAACUUUGUCGCCGAGUGUCCCACCUUCCGGCCUAUGCUGAAGACCAACAUUCCACAGUUGCGCUGCCUUAACGAGACACCGUUCAGUGACGUGGGUCGCGAUGAAGAGACGGAUCUGUCGAGCUCCGAGUAUCGCUCGUCGAGUUCGGGUAGCCUGGAGGAAGGACAGCGUGAACGUUGGGAGGUUACGGGAUUGGGUGAGCGUCCCCAUGGACCACCGGCACACAACCACUCGUCACGUCGCCCAACAACGGCUUCAAUCGAACGUCGUGUAACGGUGGAACUUCGUGACCAGGAACGUCCUUCAACCGCAGAUCCUGUUAAGAUAAAGGCACAGCUAACGUCCGGUGAACCAGUCGUUGGAAGUAUCGUCACUAAGGCACGCCGCCGACGCCGACAGCGUACGGCCUGGGGUGAAUCGACCUCCUGCUCCAGUGUCAGCAGUUCGGAUUCGUCCUUUUCGAAAGAGUUCCCCGAACGGUUGCCACAGAAGGCGGUCGACCUGGAGCUCGGUGUGAUCGGUAUGCGCCACAGUCAGCAAUCGCAUUCUGGUGGCCAAGCCCGACCGACUGGGCAACGACCUUCGGAACCGGAACCCGACACCGGCACGCCAGAUGAUCCGCAGAGUUUGUUGCGUGCGGCACGAUUAUGGCGUCAGCGAUCGGUGCAAACGCGUGAAACGAUUCGUGAGCAGGAACAGUUACUAGUGCUCCGCCAGCUGACCGAUGAGGAUUAG
This is a messenger RNA of Anopheles darlingi, 1482 nucleotides long. RefSeq lists its product as uncharacterized. The transcript is spliced from 3 exons. Lineage: Eukaryota; Metazoa; Arthropoda; Insecta; Diptera; Culicidae. The record is from RefSeq and is a predicted model, not a curated record. The coding region runs from base 1 to 1482 and encodes 493 amino acids.